Messenger RNA from Pyrenophora tritici-repentis Pt-1C-BFP, 1107 nucleotides. The record is from RefSeq and is a predicted model, not a curated record. NCBI's taxonomy places the organism in Eukaryota, Fungi, Ascomycota, Dothideomycetes, Pleosporales, Pleosporaceae.
AUGACCUUCACUAUUCUAACCGACACAACAAUUCGCACCCUCCUCCACUCCCUCACUCCCACCACCGCCUAUACCCUCGCCUUAACCCUCUCCCACGCCCUAUCUCAAUACACCCUAUCCGAAGAAGCCGCCUACCAACCCCACCGCACCAGCAUCGUGCGUCCAGACGGGCAAGUCAGCCUUUUCAUGCCCGCCACAACGCCCACAUCAAUCGGUGUUAAAAUAGUUGGCGUCGCUCCCUCCACGCCAGCUCCAGCCCCGGCAGCAGCAGGAGAAGAGGAAGAGACUCCGCAGCCCGGUCUACGAAGCGUACUUACCAUCUGUGACGAGCGUGGCCAAGCUGUAGGUGUGCUCAAUGCAGCGGAGUUGACAGCGUUUCGAACGGCGUUGGGGAGUAUGCUACUCCUCCUACACAGGAAACAAGUGGCCGAUGUUAUUGUUUUCGGGGCGGGGAAACAGGCGGAGUGGCAUGUUAGACUUGCUAUCUUAUUGCAGCCAGAUAAGGUUAAAAAAAUUACUUUUAUCAAUCGAUCCAGCGCGAGGGCGAGGGAGUUGGUGGCGAGACUGAAAGCUGAGAGCGUGGGUGGAGGAGAUGUUGAAAUGAGUGUUUUUGAGGGAGCGGAGGACGGGCUGAAGGGACUGGUGCAGGGGGCUGAUGUGGUAUUUUGCACGACACCUAGUACGAAACCGCUUUUUUCAGGGGAGUGGGUAAUGGGAGAGGGCAGAGGCAAGGGGAGGUAUGUGGCGGCUAUUGGAUCGUAUCGGUUAGAUAUGCAGGAGAUUGACCCGAGGAUUUUGGAGAAGAUUGUUGAUCCUUCUGGACCGUUUUCUGGAGAAUUUCACAGAGAGUGGGUUGUUGUUGAUAGUAUCAAGGGGUGUAUGGAUGAAGCUGGGGAGUUGGUGGCUGCAGGGUUGAAGCCGGAGCAGAUGGUUGAAGUGGGCAGGAUGGGUGAGUUGAGGGAAGAGAAGGGUGUGCAGGAGUGGCUUGGAGAGGGGUUUGUGGUGUAUAAGAGCGUUGGGGUGGGGAUUAUGGAUAUUGCGAUUGGGAGGGCGUUGAUGGAGUUGGCGAGGGAGAAGGGGGUUGGGAUGCAUUUGGAGGAUUUUUGA